Molecule: messenger RNA, 3061 nt
Organism: Microstroma glucosiphilum
Lineage: Eukaryota; Fungi; Basidiomycota; Exobasidiomycetes; Microstromatales; Microstromataceae
Exons: 3
Coding region: 195-2780 (861 amino acids)
Molecular function (GO): protein binding
Source: RefSeq, a predicted model, not a curated record
CAUCACCGACCUUAUAUCCUCCCCUGUCCUUUCCUGUAGCACUUGUUUCGUCUCUUCUCAUUGUCUCCACAUCAUACCCAAGCCCACAAGUCAACGACGUCCUUGUCUGCAUCACCUCACCUACGCUCGUUGUGCCGGACUACUCGCUUCCCCGAUUCACGACACACCUUCCUGCCUCUGCGACCUUUGACGAGAUGGGAGCCCCCCAUGAGCAGCACAGCUCAAGGCCUGCUGCAGUUCCAGUUGUGCUACGCGCUGCAGAAAGCUCCAGCAAGAGAUAUAUCACAGUACUGCCGCCCACACUGGAUGCUCUACUGCUCAAGGCUCGCUCCCUGUUUCCAGUUCCACCCGGCAACACGCCCUACAUCACACUGGACCAAGAUGAACAGACGGUGAUCCUGGAAGACGCCCUACCCUUCCUACGCGAACGCGAGGUCCUCGUCUUCCGAUGGAGUCCAGACACUCCACGCAAAUCUCACGGGAAAAGCGUCAAGUGGGACAGCAGUGUUGCCGAUGCUCAGAAGAGUGCAGGUAGCUCGACUCCCUCCAGCUCCAGCUCGCGUUCCAACAGGGCUGGAGCGCCGACUUCGACAGCUGAUGCACAAGCUGCGGGACCGUCCUCUAUUGCCGGAGGAUCCACAAGGUCAGCAUCGACUUCAUCGACCACAUCAAGUCCACAGACGCAGCUUACACAGGCUCAGCAACAUCGCGCUGCUCACGCGCGACGCGUUCUAGAGGAACAAAGGCGAAUUCAGGAAGAGGAGCAAGCAGAAGCCGCUCGUCAGAAGGCAGAGGAGGAGGAAGAGAGACGGCUCGCUGAAGAAGUAGGAGCUGAAGAGCGACGAAAAGCUGAACAGGCCAGGAAGGAUGAGGAGGAGAGGGCUGCCGAGGAGGCGAAGAGGAAAGAAGAGGAAGCAUUGGCUCAGCGGGCUCGACUCGCCGAACAGCAGGAGCAAGAGCGCUUAGCGGCUGAGCAGCAGGUGAAGGAGAUGGAGCAGAGCUCUGAUCAACAGACGGGCGAAGCUCACAGCUUUGGAGCUGCGACGCCUUCACGACAGCAAGAGCAAUCUCUCGACACAAGGGUACUCUCGCCCACUGAUCUCGAAGCAUCGGGAUCGAGCCCUCCUCCAUACUCCUCUCCACGUAAGCCUGCUCUCGAGCGCGAGGUCACGCCAACAAUUCAAGACGACAACGACGAGGACCACAUUCAGUCAUCCCCUCUAGUGGCUAGCCCGACUCGGGAGGUGCACGCCGCUGUCGCCAAGGCUUCGAUGAGUCCUCACGGAGACAAGCUCGUCGCUGGCAGGAGUCCCGUUAGCGUUAGAUGCAUCGAGGACGAGGGUGCGGAACAAGAGACUACAGUCCACGACAUCGUGAUGCAAGACAGUGUCAGGGAGGAGCAGGCGCAAUGCGGUGUCGAGCCCAUCUCCCUCACCACCGAAACCAGCGUAGCCGCAGAUAUGGCCACGGGGACACCCGCCGACGAGCCUGCAGUGGCUGUAGAUGCUCCCAUGGACUCGACUGUUGCACAGGGCAAGGCCGAAGAGCUCACUAACAAGUCAUUGCCCGCUUCCCCUGUCCAGGAUGCAGCACGAGCACAGGUGGUAGAGCAGACUGAUGCAGUAUACAAAACAAUGCGGUCCGUUGUGGACAACCUCCGCAAUCACCCCGGCAACACUGCCUUUAGGGAUCCGAUGCCGCUCGACUACGCCUCCUUUGCCGAGUCGAGUCCUGACGGACGAGGACCGAUCGAUUUGUACAUCAUCCUCUCCCGGAUCACCAAGCGAGAGUACGGUGCCAGCGACGCUUCGCCCGGCCCUCUCGAGGCCUUCACCUCGGACCUGAAGAGGAUGUGGUCUCUGGCCCGCUCGUUCUAUGGACCAAAGUCGCCACAGGGCCAAUGUGCUGCCCUCUUGGAACGAUUCGCAGAGGUAGUCAUUGCUGAGUGGAAGCUUAGACCAGCACAUGCUAUCAAGUCGACUCCGACGCACGAUGCCGCCGGACGAGGUGUCGCAAACGUGUCUGGAGGCAAGAACAGCAAGUCUGGCAAACAUGGUGGUGCAGCUGAUGACAAGGAGGCCGCUAGGAGGAAGGCUGCAGCGCUCAUGGCAUCCUGGAACAGCAGCAUUGGCGCUGCUGCCAUGGGGGCCAGUCCCACCUCGCGAGGAGAGAAGCGGGGUAUCAAUGGUGGCGACGAAGAUGUCUUCAACUCUCGGCUGGCUGGCGGUAGGGCCCUGCCUUUCCAGCGGAGACCUGCGAAGCAGCAGCGCACCAAUAGCUCGUCAGGGGAGAAGGCGGUAGACAUGAUGGCCUUCCACCGAGCUAUUAUGGGCGAGAAGGCGCCUCUCCCUGGCAAUGUCGCUACAGCUGUGCCAGUUGCUGUGCCGGUUGAAGUCGUUGUACCUCGCAGCGAGAGGCAGCAAAUCGCCCCUGUUGAGGAGGAGGCUGAGAAGGAGAACACCUCCCCAAUUCCUAGCCCCAUUGCACCAGCAAGCAAGGAGAUGAUCGUCGAAGAGCAAGCAAGGGACGAGGAGCAAGAAGUCGCGCCUAUCGUUGUGGCAGAUGACACUGUCGAAAGUCACCAUCGCUUCAUCUCGACCACAAAGGAGGCGCAACCCUACUCGAUCUUCAGGCAUCAUCGAAUCGCCGCGUCCACUCGUCGUGGGCAAGUCAACGGUGACGGACAAGGCGAACAAGAGGACUCGAAGGGGGGCUCAAAUGGAGGUACAGGAGGUGCAAGAAGCGGCUGCACAGCCCGCUGUUGCCGAUGGGCCCUCUGAGGUCGUUGCAGUUACCGUGGAGCAGGAGUCAAACGCGAUGGAAGUCGAUGUCGUUGCCCCUACAGAGGCGGAGAUGUCCGCCCCGCUCGAGGCUCAAGAGGUCCUGACAAUGGCAGCAGAGUGUGAGCAAGUUCCUCAAGCAUCCCAAGCAGCCGCAGCAGAGCCCGAUUCCCUGGCGGUCGCAGAAGUAGAAGCGGCAAUCGCAGCAGCGACGGCGACGGCGACGGAGGUGGAGGCGAAGACGGAACCGGUGGCAGUGUCAGCAGCGGCAGCUACACACC